GUUGGCCAUGAGAGGAGAGAAGUGAAGUCAGUCACCUGGCGGUGAAGGACAGUAAAACAGGAAAGAAGGGGAAAAAAUCUCUUUCCCCCUUUCUCUCGCUUUUCUGCAAAGAGAUCCACCUCCUAAUUUCCUCUCAACUCUUCUAGCAUAACCCUUCAAAGGAGACCAUUCCCUACAGACUUUCUUAUCUUUAUUUUUAUUGAGAAAAUAUCUUUAGCAGCAAAACAAUUUUUUGAGUCUAGGCAGGACUUGGCGGAUUUUCUUUCUGGUGAAAUUGAUCAUUGCUAAUGUCUGAGGCUCACAGGUGCUACAUUAGCUACCAGAAUAACGGAGACAGGCUGUCAUGAUAUACUCUUCUCAUCAAUUUGAACACAUUUGCCUGAAAUUUGCUGCAGGAUGCUGUCCAGUGAAGCAGAUUUUUUCCUUGGGAUGCAGCAGUUCGCUGCUUUCUAAGCUUAUUGCAGACGAAGAAGUAGUCAGUUGAAACUGAGUGGAUUUUUUUAUUAUUUUUGGCUUCUCUCCUCCUUUCAUUGACACGGGAUUUACCGGGAAAAGAUCACCUGUCUCUAUAAUCCGUCAGGGAGUAAAAAAGUGAAUUAUUUUAUUUUAUUUAUUUUUAACCGGUGGAGGAGGCGUGAUCACGGAGAAUGAGACUGAGAGGAGCUGCCAGGGUUUGGAGGACAAGGCUGAGUUUGGGCUGGAAAGGGGGAGUCUAGAUUUUUUUUUAUUAUUAUUUUUAUUUUUUUAAAUUUUGGCACAACUUCCGCGGGUCGCCUCCGUGUCGUUUAGUUUCAUUCUAUGGACCGAUCCACAAGCCUGGACAUUGAGGAGCUCAAGAUGACACGAGAACAAUAUAUACUGGCAACACAGCAGAACAGCCUGCCAAGGAUUGAAAACCCGCAACUUUAUCCAGUGGGAAUUUAUGGAUGGCGAAAGAGGUGCUUAUACUUCUUUGUCCUUCUGCUGUUGGUUACCAUGAUUGUUAACUUAGCAAUGACGAUAUGGAUUUUGAAGGUCAUGAAUUUCACAGUGGAUGGAAUGGGGAAUCUGAGAGUCACCAAAAAAGGAAUUCGACUUGAAGGCAUAUCUGAAUUUCUACUUCCAUUGUAUGUGAAAGAAAUACAUUCCCGAAAGGAUAGCCCAAUGGUCUUACAGUCUGACAGGAACGUAACAGUGAACGCAAGAAAUCACAUGGGACAGUUAACUGGACAACUGACUGUAGGAGCUGAUGCUGUGGAGGCUCAGUGUAAGAGAUUUGAAGUGAGGGCAAGUGAAGGUGAAAAGGUGCUGUUUUCUGCAGAUGAAGAUGAGAUCAUCAUUGGAGCUGACAGACUGAAAGUAACAGGCACAGAAGGGGCAGUGUUUGGGCACUCUGUGGAGACACCCCAUAUCAGAGCAGAACCUUCCCAAGACCUCAAACUUGAGUCUCCAACUAGAUCUUUGAUAAUGGAAGCACCAAGGGGAGUACAAGUUAGUGCGGCUGCAGGAGACUUAAAGGCAACCUGUAGGAAAGAACUGCACUUGCAGUCCACGGAAGGGGAGAUCUUUUUAAAUGCAGAUAUAAUCCGACUGGGAAAUCUACCAAUGGGUUCCUUUUCAUCUUCCCCAUCUAGCUCCUCAACUCCUCGACAGACUAUCUAUGAGCUCUGUGUUUGUCCUAGUGGUAAACUGUACCUUUCCCCGGCAGGAGCAGGCUCUACUUGUCAAUCCAGUAGCAACAUCUGUUUGUGGAGCUGAAAUGACUCCAGUUUCUCCUCACACCAGAAUAGCCUUUUGUUACUGUCCCUCUGCUUCACAGUUCUGCUCGGUUUCCUUGUGACAAGUUUGAAGCUUCAAAUGGCCCGCAGAGCAACUUCUUCCAGUGUAAGCAGGAAUACAAAGCUGCCUUCUCUUGUGGCUCAUGUUACCACUCAACGUAGAGAUGGGAGUGAGAUAUUCAAAAAUAAAUGUAAUCUUCAUCAGGAAACCUGGAUCAUAAUAUCAUCUUUUGUCCAAAAGAGAGAAUAACACAGGUGCCUUUGCUACGUGAAGUGAAGCACAUAGUUUAGUUUUAUGCAGGACCUGGAUAUGAACUGCACACGUAUAUACAGUACUUAUACAAAUUAGCCCAGAAUCCAAUUGUGAGAUGAAUAGGUAACCCCUGUAUGAUAAUUAACUUCACUGUCUGAAAGCACAAUUUUCCAUUCAUCUUUUUGGAUGUAAACUUUUAUCCCUGAAUUUUAAAAUUUUGAAGCAUUGUGUGAUGCUUGCUUUAUUAAACAAUUAAAAUUCAGUACAUGGUUUUUAACAAAAAAAGAAAAAAAGAGAGACAGAAUCCCUCUGAGUUUUGUUUCUUUAAAACAAAUGUGUUGUUACUCUGUCUUCUAAGUCUGGGGUUUUGUACGUUUAGGUAAAUUUUGCAAGCACUCAGCAAUAUUAAAUUUAUGGAGUUCAAAAGACAUCCGCUCUUGUUUGUCAGAUCUGAAUAGCCUCACACAGUUAUUAGUGGGUUACUGCACAUGAAGUGAUUGCUUUAAGUAAAACGUACAGUUUCUGGAAAAGAAGAACAGGAUAAAGAGGGAAAUAUUGAUGAUAUUGAACUGUCUGAUCAAAUAGGUUUUUUUCAGAAGACAUUUAUGUUUGGCAAAAAAAAGAGACGCUCUUCAGAGGUAUAUCUUGUCCAUUUUAUAGCACUUAUAGCUUGUCUAUCCGCUGCCAUAACAUAAUACGUAAAUACUAAUGUAAUGCAUAACACCAAGAAGCAAUGCAUUUACAACUGGAACGCCCCCCUCAGAUUUAUUAUCCUUUUUUCUUUUGUCAUCUGCUGUUAAGGUUUUUAAAGUAAUAGCAUUAAAAAUCCAUGAGCAAAUAUGAAAUGGCAUAGAAUAUUAACAAGUACAUUGACAUUGUGUUGACUCCACCAGGUCUGUGUUUAGAUAAAGCUAUCAUAUUUCCACUCAGCUUUCAAUAGUAACUCUCCUUUUGACUAGCUUGACCUAGGAAUUUAGUUAUGUUCCAUUUUUCAUUACCUGUUUUCUAGUAAUUGAGCUCCUGCAAAAGACACUUUGGUAUAUUGUUGAUAAAUUUGUCUCACUGCUGCUUAACAAGAGUAUCUUGAAACUUGCAGAAUCCAGGAAUGUAAAACAGAUAAAAAAUGUUUCCUAUUGUGGGAAGAUGACUUGAUAACAAUAAGGUAAGUGUGCUUUUAAAUAUUAUCUUUUCAGUUAUCCCACCCAGCUCAUAGUUUUUGCUGUGUCUAACUAUAAGAACACCAAUGCAAUGAUUUGCUUCCAAAGCUAACUCUAAAGUUGGGGAGAGUAGUAUUAAAGGGGUAAAAAAUAAACGAAAAAAUAAAAAGUGAAACUUGGCAACCAUAAUAAUGUGAUUAAUUUUCUGUUUUAGUAUCAUCUAUAGGGUUUAUUUUGUUCACUACAGGUGACAUUCACCCUUAUGAAGAAGACCAGCACAAGGUCUAUACACUGCUUCACAGCUAUUUGGCCUUGUUCUAGUCUUAUGUGUAGGGAUGAAUUUCACCAAAAAGGAAGAGCUAUCCCCUCCGCUACUACAUAGUCAAACAAGGAUUUUAAUUAGACUACUUCAUUUGCUCAGAUUUCUUCAGCUGUUAACUUUUGAGUUUUGAGACUUUAAUUCCUUGUCUUUAAUAAAGAAAAAUACUUCUGUUGUUAGUCAUUUGUUUUUCCUUUUUCUGGUACGCUAAUUCUCUGCAAUACAGGAAAUAAAGUAGCAGCAUUGUAAGAAAACUGUAGGAAUUGUCAAUGUAUAGUGGAUCUUCAAAUGACCUUAUGAGGAAAGAGAUAUCUUUCAUUUGGGCACAUAGGUAACAGAAUGUAUGUGUAAAACUCAUCAGCACAAAUGAUAUUCCAAGGAGAGGAGGACACCGCUGAAUGAGUCUGUGUGUCUGAGCUCAUACAUUCUAUCACCUGUGCCCACGUGCGUAUGCUGGUAAUUUAAAAGAUGGGCAAAAAAUUGCAGAGAAUCAUUGAUUCGGUGAAUUUAACCCUUUGUGCUGUUCUCAAAGUGUUCGUGAAUAGACUGAUUAGUUCUUUGCUGUUUAAAGUGUAUUGCGGAAUGUUUGUGCAAACAAAUGUCAGCCUCUGGGAAUGGCUUGCAAUAGUUUGCUGUGAGUCUUCCCUUGAGUAUUCUCCAUUCAUGAUAUUCGAACUGUAUGACUGGUCACCUGAAUACAGUAGAGUUUUGGUUCCCUGGCUGAAUGACCUAACUUGUAUAAACUACUCCUACUUCUGCGUGAACUGAAAUUCAUUAUAUUGCAAAAACAAAUGUAAUUAUGUGAUGAGAUUAAUUUUAGCGACAAGACUAAAUUCAUUUUCCACCAACAUUUGUAUGUUCAGGGUUGCCAACUCUUGCAAAUGUUAAUGUGAGUCUUGUGAAAUUGGACGUUUUACUUUAAGCCCCAGCUCCUGGAAACAAGUGAAUAUGUAAGAACCUCAGCAUCCAUUUUUUUAAAAAGUAAGUUUCUAGUUCUCAAGGUUAUGGAGAAAAGCUUAAAAAUGUGAUCCAAUUUAAAAAAAAAAGCAGAAGGAAAACAACAAGAAUGGAAAAAUUAUUUUAAGCCAAUCUCAUGAUUUUGGGGGCCUGACUGAUGAAUUUUGAAUGCUUGGAUUUGGCAGUACUGAAAACCUUACUUGUAUGUAUGUUUAUGAAGAGCAAAUAAGAAGGAAUGCUGAAACAAACCAUAGUUACAAGUUCCUAAAAUGCUUUAAAUUAAUGUUCCUCCCUGUUUCCCAGUUCAACUGGUGGUCGUGCUAAAAAAAAAAAAAAUGCAGCUGCAAACACCCAUGCAUUUAGUUUUCGAUGGAGGGCUCGUGGAUGCUCUCAGCAAAUAGAUCACACAGAAACAGGGAGUGAUAUCAUUACAUUUCGGCUAUUGAUUUUAUGAAGCUGAGGUGUAAAGUAAAGGAGGUCGCGUGUUCAAAACCGAAGGAUGUUUUUCAUUGCUGUCCUUGCCACCUGUCACCUUGCUGCCUUGCUCUGCUCAUGAUAAAGCAACUGCAACCCUUUCCCCCAUUAGUAUGCUUGACUGGCUGAAUGUUCCGAUACCCCUCUUUAGAAAAGGUAUGCAACUUCUUGCCGUGGCUAAGGCAACAGCUUCCGAAUUUCCAGGUCAUUGCAUUGUGACAGCUGCAGGGCAGGGGUGAGAGUCCCAAAAGCAUUUUUAACUCUUUUUCUUUUCAAUUAGUAAAUGUCCAAUUAGGAAAAUAAUACCUGGGGCUAAAAAAUAAUCCUCUCAGGUGCUUUAUAAUAUAUGAAUACAUGUAUCACAUACUGCCUCUUUUUAUUAGCUUAUUAGCUUGGGCGCUACUGAAGUGGUUUUGUAGUUGGCUCACCUCCUCAAAAUUGCUCAUAUGGCCACAAUGAAAUAUAAAAAAAAGACCUUGUUAGCUACAUGUAUUAAUAUUUAUUAUCGUAUAAUAUGUUGUAAAAACGUCCGUUAUAAUAGAAAAGGAUACUGUCUCUUUCUUGUUUAAAAAAAGCAAACAAACAUUGAAUGACCUCUUUGAACACUGUUACCUGUAUGGUUUUGUACUGCAGUUCAUUCACUGGUUAAAUGUUAAAGACCAAAGACUGACACUUCUAUUAUAUCUAAUAGUAUGACACAGCUGCUUCCACUAAUUCUGUUGGAAGGAAGAGAGGAGAAGUUGUAAUUACAACAUGAAAUGGUAAUGUACUUUUGCUCUGUGCAGCAUUUUGAGAUGUAGAUUUUUUGUUCCAGAGGGAUAGUGUGUCAGUGUCCAAUUAUAUUGUUCUUCAGACAUAACAGGUUCUUUCACUGUUUGAGAUCAUGAGAAGAGGAAAGAAUGUGUAUUCCAGAAUGUACCAAAAAGUUGCUUACUUCAACUGAAUUUAUAAUUUACAUUGUUUUGCUUGUACAGUGGUUGGACCGGAUAACACAAUUCACAUUAGACCAAUUUAGAAACAGUAAACAUAAACAUAUUUAGUAUGGAUUGAAGAAACAGCCAUAGGGACUGAAAGAAGUUGAUGACGGAUGUUAAGGAUAUUCAGCUGUAAUAACCUGUGAUAUUUUUAGGGUUUCUAAAUCAUUGCCUACAUGUUAACAAAAUAAAAGCCAAACUUAGAAUAUUGGAGAUAUCAGCUGAUUCACUGUAAUGCAGAUGCAAACUGGAUAAGAGUUUGAGUGUUGUAUUGUUUAAAACCAUACUUAAAAAAAAAUCUGCUAACCAUUUUUUGUUUUGUUUUGUAACUAUCAUGUUAAUGUUUUUCUUGUGUGUAUAGAUAUAUAAAAAGAUGGAAAUAUUUUCUUACACAUACUAUGCAAUGUUUGUAAAAUUGCAAUAUUACCAAAAUUACAAAAGCUGUGCUUUUGUACUCUCUUGCUUUAUGUAAUACAAAUCUUUUUUAUAUUUAAAUUGAUUUUGUCUUAUAAAUUGUAGAUAACAUAUUUAUUCAAAAGCAGUAUACUGUAUAUUCAAGUUUUUUUGUUUGGUUUUUUAAUGAAAUAACAGCAAGGUUUUGGAAGUUGGAAAUUACUUUUGUUGAAACGGUGGAACUUCUGUAGCAUGUAAUUAACACAUAGAAUUUACAAUCUGUACUGUACUUCUUUGUAUUUGGUCUUAGUAUUUUCAUCUGGUGCUACCGUAUAACCACAAUGUGAUAGAUGAAACAGGAAAACAAUGAACAGAAUUCAUUCAGGAUGCUCAAAUGUCAAGGGGAGACUAGAAAUGUUACUAUUGAUGAGAAACCUGUUUUUUUUCUGGAUAAUUUCUAUUUAAAGAUAACUUCUGUUAGCACAUUUUCUUUUUGUUUUGUCUAAAUUUGCAAUUUGGUAAUAAUUUUUCUUGGUUCAAUCUAACUUUCUAAACUACAUACAAAACAGAGACUGCUGGAGAUUGUUUUGAUUUUAGAAAACAAACACACACCACCAACAUAUUUAGAUUGACUAUUUUGCAGACAUUCCAACCUGCAAAGUGAAUGGAUUUAUUUUCAUGCCAGGCUUGGAGAAGUUAAAACUAAGGGAAUGAUUCUAAUUUAUACUAAGGCAACUUUGCACCACUCUUUUGAAGAAAAGGAGUCUUAAAGUCAACAUAAAUUACAUUUGUACCUGUUUAGACCUCCUUAACCCUAGAGCUGGUUGGAAAUUUGUAGGUGAAACGUUUUUUGGUUGAAAAGUCCUGUGUUGUUGAAAGCAAGACUGUGAAAAUGCGUCAAUUUCAAUGAAUCUCCCAACUAAAAAUAUUCUUUAAAAUAGUAUUUUCAAGAUGUUUAAACACUUUUGAAACAAAAAAAAAUAGUUUUCCAGUUUUACUUUUUAUUUCAAAAUUUAAGUUAGACUGAAAAAAGUUAAAGAGAAAAAACAGGUUGAAAUUUAAAUGAAAUAUUUCAAAAUGAUCAGACCAAAAUGUUUCAACUGACUUGAACAAAACAAUAGUGCGGCUUUUUAGUUCACAAAAAUGUUUGAGAUUUUGACUUUUUGUCCCAAUCUAGGGCAAGAAAAAAUUAUGAACUCUUGAAAAUAUUAUCUGGACAGAAAACCAUUUCUACUUUACGCUGUCAGAAUGGUGUAAAGUGGCCUUAAUGUAAGUGUGAAUCAGGCUUGUGUUGACUAAUUCAAAAAUACCAGUGCAGUAUUCAAUAAAACAAAAAUAUUCUGACCCAUUCUAUGCAGUCAUGAAUUAGUCAUUCUCAUCCCACUAAACCUGUAUAAAUAAGUAUAAUUUUAUAUACUCUUCUAGUUUUAAGAGAGAAUCUCACCUGAAACUUUGCUUGGGCCUUGAGUUGAACCCAAAUUAUGUUUUUGACAUUUGUGUUUUUUUUUUUAAUAUCACCACACACCUAUACAGUUUGUGACUUGGGCUAGGACUGGAAGGAAAAGUGCUAGAAUACCCUGAAGAAAUCACGUGCUGUAUAUCUGGUCAGACCACAUCAGGAAGUACCAGAUAUAGAAUCAUAGAACUGGAAGGGACCUGGAGAGGUCAUCUAGUCCAGUCCCCUGCAUUCAAGCAUUCAGGACUAAGUAUUACCUCAACCCUCCCUGAGGGUGUUCGUGCAACCUGCUCUUAAAAAUCCCCAAUGAUGGAGAUUCCACAACCCCUCUAGGCAAUUUAUUCUGGUGCUUAACCACUCUGACAGUUAUGAAGAUUUCCCUAAUGUCCAGCCUAAGCCACUGUUGCCGCAGUUUAAGCCCACUGCUUCUUGUUCUAUCCUCAGAGGUUAAGAAGAACAAUUUUUCUCCCUCCUCCUUUUAACAACCUUUUAUGUACCACAACUAAACUUGUUCCACAUAAAUGAGACAGAUACCAUUAUUAGACCAAUAAGAUUAUGAGAAACAGCCAAACUUUAGAUGCUUCUCUGAGCAUCUGACCCUUUUGAUGAAGUACUUCAGAAAAGAGGUAAAUAAGCUUUAUAAGUUGUUUUCAGGGAAAAAAAAAACAAUGGGCCUUUGUUCUAGCCAUGCUACAAUUGGCACAGGACUUCAGUUGGGGAGCAAAGGUCUCUUUACACCACCUAUACAACUCCAUGAUUCUCCUUGACCAGCUCAGCUUCUGACAUAAACCAGCAGCCUUAAACAAUAUUCGAUGUAAAGUAGAGUUGCUAUUUCGGCUGCCAGAAAUACCCAAAGUACAGUUACUGCACAGGGUGUGCCCCCUACGCUGUCGGCUAUGUUGGGAGGUGGGUUAGAAUAUUUUCCACCACUAGGAGAGUUCCCCAUGCCAGGGAGUCUGGCCCAGUGAAACACUUCUAAGUUUUCUGUUUUCUGAUGUGUACACUUUUCCUGCUAAAUCAAAUGCAUCUUUAAUAGUCUCACCCUAAGUACUAUAGCAAUUCACUAGAAGGCAAAUCCUCUGUCGACAUUCCAUAGGUCUAGGUAGCCCCCACAGGUGAGAACAGGGGCACUUAUUCAAAAGAUUUCACCAAAUGUUUUAGGGCCAAAUGUGAGUUAGUGAGAGGUGUGUGUACCUUCGUGAGAAUUGCAAGGUCAGGAAAUUUUAUUCUGUCCAAAAAGAUAAUUGUUUGAUCAGUGGAAAAGACUGGUAUAUAUAUUCAGGAAAAUAAAAAUACAGGAAACUGUCCAAAUUAGUUCAACCUAUUGUAGGGAGAGUAGGGGGUUAUCCAGCUCCCCAUAAUGCUUUCUACUUAAAAUGCCUUUAAAAAAAUCACACAAAAAGAUUUACAAAAAAGUAUCAAAGAAAUACAUAACAUAUUCUAUAUUAUUAACACUAUAUAUAUGCAUUGUAUACAAGUAGAAUAGAGAAGUUACGAGUGUGCUAAUAAUUUAUAUGUCUAUAUUGUAUUAAUAACUUUAUUACAAACCUAAAUUUAGCAAGUACUGCUUAGAAUAUUCAAUAACAGCAAACAAAAUAUUAUUUCUUUGAUACAGCAUUCUCAUAUCCCUUAUAAAUUAAGGGUCUUCUGUUGCAGUGAUUUCUUCUGUGGUUUUCAGCACUUUGUAGUGCUUCUUUGAGAUCUGCUGCUGAAAAGUGCUAUAUAAGAGCUAGAUUUUAUUAUUAUUAUUAUUCUCAGGAUAGCUCAGAUGCUUCUCUGGGUUCCAUUGACCAAUAUUCCAGAACAUGUAAGGAAGGAAUGCCAAAGGCAGACUGACAGGGCCUAGAAGAAACAUUGCCAUAAAGGCAGAUAGUCAAGAUUCUAUCAGCUGCUGUGCCCACCAAAAUACUCGAUUCCACUGGCAAAAUUCACUUCGGGCCAUGAUACUGUCACCAAAGUUGUGUAUGCUUGUUCCAGAAGUGACUCAGAUCCUAUAUAUUGAAAGAACAGGGAGCAUAUAUUGACCAUUUUAUUUAAUAUUUGGAAGGCAGUAAUUAUUCUCGGGCAGUUCAUUGAAAGUGGCUGUCCCAAGUGUGCACAAUAGUAAUAUAGCUGAAAACUUUCUUACUUCUUUCAUGAAUAAAAAUAGUCAUUCUGCCAUAGGGCAAUUAUUAGCCCAGAGAAAACAGCUAGAAAGCUGAUAGGGAAGGCUGGUCAUAUAUAAUAUAAAUCAAGUCUAGUCUCUCUCUCUCUCUCUCUCUCUCUCUGAUUCUUCUUGGGAAACAUCCAUAGAAAGGGACAAACACAGAAUCCUAGAAGUAAAUGUCUGUGCCUCUCAAAUAUUGAGGGUGAACUCUAGAUGGGUGUGUGUGUGUGUGUGUGUGUGUGUGACAAAUAGAAAUAAAAUAAGCUCAGAUCAUUAAGGGCCCAAGCCAAAGCCUAUUAAAAUCAAUGGAAGUCAUUCUAUUGGCUUCAUAAGCUCUGGAUCAGGUUCAAAACCUUUAUUGAAUGUUUGUGUAAUACAAGUUUAAUCAAAUCACACCAUUAAAUAUACUAUUUCUAACAUAUACAAUUAACAUUCGUACAUUUCCACUCCUGCAUCUAACAGCUUGUGAAACUUGAGUGCCAGCAUAUUAGCAAACAUUAGUCUGGUUGUGCUGUGUUCCCUGAUGUGUCAAAAUGGAGUAUAGCAGAUGAAUUUAGGACCAUUCAGACCAUGAGACCAUAAACAGAAAUAAUAUACAUCUGUUGGCACUGCACUGCAAAUUGCAUCCCCUUCAUUCUCUUGUCCGGCUUGAGAGGGCCCAUUUAUUUAAAAAGUGCACUUGGGUUGAGGUUUGAGUAUCCCUCCUCCUGGCAGAAAAGUGUUUGUGGAAACCACUUGUCUGAAGUCUCCAGUCACUUCUAAGGAGGCUCAAUGGACUAAUGUCAGCCAUAAUAAGGGCUCAUGGGCUCCUAUCUCCUACCUAGUGGGCAGGGCAAUAAAAUGAGUCCUCCCCCCCCCCACACACACACACACAAUCAGGACUGGGGCUGGUCUUCCAUGACAUGAUCUACUUUGUCUCCAGACACAGCAGAAGCCCUUCUGUGACACUAGCAUGGCAUUCUGUGAGAGGGAGAAAUAUAGUGGCAGCCACUGGACAUGACAGGUGCCUCUGCAGCGUACAGAUUUUUCCCAGGGGAAGUCAUCUAUGCUAGUAUCACUCUUGGAGGGAGAUGCUUGAUAUGCAGGCCUGGGGACCAGAGGUAUUGAUGAUACAGCUCCAGAUGGAGCUAGGCGGCUUGUGAAGAAGGAUUUGUCUUAUAUGUGGAAGGUCUGUGGAUUCUGCAUAGACUUCCCUGCAGAUCCAUGGUGUCUGCUGGUUUUACCAGGUGUGCCUCCUUCCCUAUCUCAGUUUCCCAAACUUCUACCAGUUCUCUCUCUCUCCAGACUGGAGGUGCAUGUUUCACCCUCUUCCAGAUUCUGGUGUGGGAGGUGCAAUCACAUGUGGGCCUAGUUUGAAACACAGAUGUAAAAGAUGUGUGAAUGGAAAGAAGAGAAAGGAGGUCAACGAGCAAAAAAAGCAGAGAAAAAAGAAGUAGAGAAGGGGAAGAGCCGAGAAAAAAAGAUAGGGCCAGAUGAGGAGAUGUUGCCAUUUAGAAAAAUGAGGAUAAUAUAUUCCCUCUUUACAUUUCUGUUUGCCUCACCAGACGUUUUAAAACAUGGAAAGAAGAGACAAACCUUCAGGAGGCUGUUGACUUGCUAGGCUCUCGUGGGAUUAGAUAUGUAUUAUUGAUAGCAAAUGGAGGGUAUAGGUUAUUUUACGGGUUACUACAGUGUUUGCUAUGCCAAGCCCCUCCUGGUGACUUCUGAGCUUUUCUGUCUCUGACAGUAGCAGCACUAGAAAAGGAGCAGCUAGCGACAAGACUGAAAGUUAUUUGUAUGCAGACAGAGCCCAAGGACUUCCGGCGGGGUUUCAGGUGCACCAAGGAAUGCAAGUUCAGACUCAUUACACUAGAUAAAUGGAAAAAAAUCAGAGAGCCAGCUGGGAAAUAGAGAGAUGUCCAGUGCAUCUAUGUAUGGUUAAGAUUAACACUCAUGGGUUUUUUAAAAAGAAAACAGUACCAACCUAUCAUGCGUUUCUUGUAUUUCUCUUCAUUAGACAUAUUUAAAAAAAAUCAAUUUCUGGCAUCAAAACAUUUUGAGUUUGUCUGUGAUCACCUUCACAGCCCCCAGAAAAAUUAUAAAAGAAAACAGUCUUAUGUAGAAAUGACAGUCGGAAAAUAGUUGUGAAAGAAUUAGUUUAACAAAUAACAGCAACUCUUUUAUGUUUUGCAUUAUAGCCCAAGCACGUAUGGCCAGGUAACAGUGAAAGUGUAAAAGAAAUAUCUUUCCGUGACACAAAUUUCAUUUCAAGGCCUUAAAAUCCAUGUUAAAUUAGAUGGGACCACUCUCCCGGCUGCGAUCUUAGUUUCAACAGUUACUAAUGUGAGAGAACAGUCUACAUCUGUAGUUGUGAUUUAGGUCAUACAGUACACAGUCUACAUAAGGUCAUUCACACAAAUCCUUUAUGAUUAAUAUGUCACAUCAUACACGUCUCUCGGUAAAUCUGCACAUUAGAUGUACAACAGACCUGCCGAAAUUCUGAUACUGAAUGUAGACCGUUUGUACCUCCAGUUUCCUUUGGGGGAAGUCAAGGGUACUGUGCAAGUUCUUUCUGAAGGACAGUGAAAAUGAACAUUUUUUUCAUGCAUGUUAGCAUAUUUUUCAUGAGCAAAGCACCACAUGAGUAACCAGUUUACUGGAGUCACUCUAUAAUAUAUCUUGAUUUGAUUAUUUACCUCCAGGUUCCAAAAUCUUGCAUGGAUUUAAUCUAAGAUUGGUGUUAUAUUUUUGUUUAUCUAUAGUACAUUAUAUACUUUUUAGGAUAUUUAAAUUAUAUAUCUAAACCAUAACACUUUAUUAAUGGCCAUAUGUUGCUGAUAACUGAAAGGGAAAAAUACAUUUAAAUCAUUUUGUGUCUCAUUUUUCAGUUAUGAUUUCAGUUGAUUUAGGCAAUAUUCCUAUCUAGUUUUAGGAAACGUAACAAACCUUUCAUCAAAUUUGCCACUGUACAGUUUGUCUAUCAAGCAUCACUUUACUUAGACUAUUGUGAUAGCUAAGUAUUUACAUUCCAAGACAAACAUUUCUAAAUGGUGUAUUAUUCCCUUUUAGAAAAGAAAAGUUGUUUAUUACUAGAAUUACUGGAAAAAAGUAUAUAAAUGUAUUACCAUGUUGUGAAGUAUGAGAAGCUAUGUUAUAUCAAUUUUUAAAUAAAUGUGAAUAAAAAUCUUUAAUAUAAACCAUU
Caretta caretta (loggerhead turtle) is the source of this 13067-nucleotide messenger RNA. It is a transcript of the gene SGCZ, whose product is annotated as sarcoglycan zeta. The record is from RefSeq and is a predicted model, not a curated record. NCBI's taxonomy places the organism in Eukaryota, Metazoa, Chordata, Testudines, Cheloniidae. Gene Ontology annotation, biological process: cardiac muscle tissue development; heart contraction. Gene Ontology annotation, cellular component: sarcoglycan complex; sarcolemma.